CCACACCACACCAGUCUUCUUCCAUCCAUCUUCCUUCCUCUGCUUUCUCUUUCCCCAUUUAUUCAUUGAUGUCUCUCAACUUCCUUCCAUCACCAGAACAACAAGAAAUAAGGAGAAACACAGAAGAACUCUGAGAAAAGCCACACACAGAACAGAGGAGAGAAACAGAACAAGUGAUGAGAGCCAUGAAGGAGAAGAGCGAGAGUGGUGGCGGUGGAGGGUAUGUGAGAGCUGAUCAGAUAGACCUCAAGAGCCUCGACGAGCAGCUGCAGCGACAUCUCUCUCGCGCAUGGACUACGGAUCAGAAGAACAAUUCUGCCUCCACCAGGUCCGAGGGUGGCAGCGGAUUGCUUCAUCCACCUCUUCCUCCUCUGCCUCUCACCUCCUCUGCCUCUGCCUCUGCCACCUUCAACUCUGCCGCCGCCAUCCCCGCCGUGGUAACUGGGCGGAGGCCCGAAUGGGAGAUUGACCCGGCCAAGCUCAUCAUUAAGUCCGUCAUCGCUCGUGGCACCUUCGGCACCGUCCACCGUGGCAUUUACGACGGCCUCGAUGUUGCUGUGAAGCUGCUAGAUUGGGGAGAAGAAGGUCACAGAUCAGAUGCAGAAAUUGCAUCACUAAGGGCUGCUUUUACUCAAGAAGUAGCUGUCUGGCACAAGCUUGAUCACCCCAAUGUCACCAAGUUCAUAGGGGCUACCAUCGGAUCAGCAAGUCUAAACAUACAAACUGAGAAUGGACACAUGGGUAUGCCAAGCAAUAUAUGUUGUGUGGUAGUGGAGUACUGCCCCGGUGGUGCUCUCAAAACCUAUCUCAUCAAGAACAGACGAAGGAAGCUGGCCUUUAAAGUGGUCGUUCAAAUUGCACUCGAUCUCGCCAGAGGGUUGAGCUACCUACACACCAUGAAGAUCGUCCACAGGGAUGUGAAAACGGAGAACAUGCUCCUUGACAAGUCGAGGACCGUCAAGAUAGCCGAUUUCGGUGUUGCUCGCCUCGAGGCCUCGAACCCCAACGACAUGACAGGAGAGACGGGGACACUGGGGUAUAUGGCACCAGAGGUUCUUAAUGGCAAUCCGUACAACAGGAAGUGUGACGUGUACAGCUAUGGCAUAUGUCUAUGGGAGAUAUAUUGUUGUGACAUGCCGUACCCUGACCUUAGUUUCUCGGAAAUGACAUCGGCUGUCGUUCGGCAGAACCUGAGGCCCGAGAUACCGAGGUGUUGCCCUAGCUCGCUGGCAAACGUGAUGAGGCGAUGCUGGGAUGCAAACCCUGACAAGAGGCCCGAGAUGGAGGAGGUCGUUACGAUGUUGGAAGCAAUUGACACGUCGAGAGGUGGAGGGAUGAUACCUGGGGAUCAUCAGCCUCAGAGCUGCCUUUGCUUCCGCAGGCACCGAGGGCCAUGAAAAUGGAAAUUGCUUCAUCUCAUUUGUGAUGGUGACUGCUUUGGAAUAUACUGUAAAGUCCUUU
Messenger RNA from Linum trigynum, 1461 nucleotides. NCBI's taxonomy places the organism in Eukaryota, Viridiplantae, Streptophyta, Magnoliopsida, Malpighiales, Linaceae. The record is from the annotation of a GenBank genome assembly.